Molecule: messenger RNA, 933 nt
Organism: Anopheles nili
Lineage: Eukaryota; Metazoa; Arthropoda; Insecta; Diptera; Culicidae
Gene: gdl
Product: gonadal protein gdl
Exons: 3
Coding region: 1-606 (201 amino acids)
Source: RefSeq, a predicted model, not a curated record
AUGACUGACAAUCUAGAUGAGGAAAAUGCUACAACAUCCCAAGUUAAUACGGAAUCCAGUGUGAUAAAAAUAUUUCCUGAUGAUCCAUUUAGUAAUCAGGAAUAUCUACAGAGAAAACUUUAUUUCUUGCUGGAGCAUCUCAAAAAGAUGCACGGGAAUUUACCAGAACAAAUUCAAAUGAGAAUAUCUUAUGACCUGUUAGUUGGUUUAGCAAAUUCCUUGUUGAAUGACACAAUUUUUGAAAUUGUUAAGGGCCUGAUGGAAAUCCAACACGUUACUGAAGCGCAUCUGAUGCAAGUGCGGGAAAAAGUGGAAAACGAUCAUCAACUGGAAGUAAAACAAUGGGAAUCGAAAAUUCAAGAUCCUGAGGAGCUGGAACACAUCAUUGCGCUCAUGAAAAUAAAACAUGGGAAAAAUAUGAAGGAGACUGAUAUGACACUGGUGCUGCAUCUUGACCAAAAGGUAAAAGAUCAACAAUCUACAUUGGAAAAAGCAGGUGUUCCUGGAUUCUACGUGACUGAAAAUCCAAAGGACAUUAAAAUCCAGAUGUAUCUAUUAGAUUUUAUUCUUCGUCUAGGUAGACUCAAAUUUGAGUCAAAUAAAUAGUAUUUUGAAGAUUCCGUCGUAAAACAUCAGCUGUAAUGCUAUUUUUAAACUAAGCAAAAAUGUGUCUGGAACUAGGCUCAGUGUGCAUCACAUAUUUUAUUUUAUUUUAUUAUUUUAAGCUUUAUACAUUUAUAAGCAAUUGUCACAUGUAGAUUUUUAGGCAAUAUUUAUUGAUUGGCAAAAUCCCAUCAUAUUGUUAUUGUUAUUUAUUUAAGGACGGCCUGGUCGUAUUUAGAUUGCCAUUAUAUUACUUCCCCUUAAUUUAAUUGCAUUAUGAUAGGAUAUACAAAAUCUUUUAUAAUUGUUAACCAAUUCAUUCAUUCUUUU